Messenger RNA from Blumeria graminis f. sp. triticale, 1812 nucleotides. The record is from the annotation of a GenBank genome assembly. NCBI's taxonomy places the organism in Eukaryota, Fungi, Ascomycota, Leotiomycetes, Helotiales, Erysiphaceae.
AUGGCUUCGGUAUCGACUCGGUCUGUCUCUAGACAUACGUCAAAUAUAUCACCAGAUACUUUCGCCUCAUCUACAGAUUCCCAGAUUGAAACUUUGUAUAGUCUUCCUGAUGCUCGCAUCGUUGAAUUUAAGCCACCAAGUCCAAACUCAAGCCUUAUCCGGAACAAUGAUACAGCUAUAGUUGAUGCUGAACCGGGUACGCUCUCUUGGGCCUCCAAAUUUGAGAGAACCAUAGCCGUCGGCUUUUUGCGGAUUUACCGGGCACCAGGCUCCGUAGCUUUCCUGAAUUGCCAAAACGCCGUCCGUCCUAUACUUCCAAAAUCUCAAGCUUGGUGUGUAGAUGGAAUUUCCAAGUUCGUCUUACGAUCGCCACCUCUCUUUUGGCGCAUUGAGGUUCCCAGUAACAGUCCUGAUGAGCUACAGAGAAUAGAAGAGCUCAAAAGGGUCUUGGACAAAAUUCUACGUUUCGACAGAACCCCUUGUCCUUUCGAAAGGCAUUUCAGUAUAGAGUUGCUAGAACCUCCAUCAACACCAACUAGGAAAAAACCCGUAAGGAACUUUAACGAAGUAAAGGAAAGAAAUAAAAAAAUUGAAAAUGCACCAAAUAUAGAAUCAGACCAUUCGAAGAUAAAUGUUCAAAGAGAUCUCAGACGAACCCCAAGUCUAUCAUCACUCCCAGACAAGUUUUCUACGACUAAGAUAAAAUCAAAGACUAAGGAUCCUGCUCGAAAUUUGGCUUCCAGCAUACCUAGUGUUCCGGUCCAACUAUCCGAAAAAAAUCUGAAGCUACAUAAUAAAGCUGAAUUCGAUGAUGCCUCCAUGAUAUUUGGUUCAGCAACACUGGAAUUUCACGAAAUAUCAUACCAAAAUAAAAUAAAUGCCGAAUUAGGAAAUGAAAUCAACAAAAUUUGCCCGCUUCUAUCAAAUAAUCACUUUGAGGCUACAACAGAUUCACCCACGGAUCAAUAUAUGACAUCUCCCAUGUACCAUAACAGUGGACGCUCUUCCAUGGUAUCUCCGUUCAUAUCUAUGAUUAUGAGCCCAUCUUUCAAGCAGUCCAAUUUUUCAUCACGAAAUAUUACCAUUUCAAAAGAUUGUGAAUCAGAAGUUUCGAGCAGUGGCUCAUUUUAUAGCUCGCAAUCAUGGCACUCUCCGCUCGACCUUCCAUCAGUAGCAAACUCUCAUGGAUCCGAAAAUAUAGCCUAUCCUUACCCACACGACAGUAUAUGUGGUCCUGUUGGAAACGCUAUCUCAUGUAAUGAUUCAAGGUCUGUCAAGGCUCCAGUCUCAACCGAAUCCUGGGAUGGCUCAUCUUCAGAUGGAGAGUCACAUGAAUAUAGCUUGUGCUCAAAUCCAAAGACGCCGACAUUAACAGAUGAUCGCAGUGAAAAAUCUGAGGACGAUUGUCAUGAGAUAACCACCCCCUCUCAUUCUAAAAAUGCUCAGAUAUGUCACGGGAGCCCGAAACGCAUAGGCAGCAAGAUGAAACGAGCAAGUGUAUCAUCAUUAUCCCUCGCAGGCAGCAGGAAAAUGCUACAAAUGGCUCACCAGCUACCUACAGCAAUAAUACAGAAAACUUUCGGUGCACUCCUCAGUCCACCGACCCAUCUUUGUCACUUGAUGCUGCGAAUCGCCUCGAGGAUAGCAGCUGGUGAAUGGCGGGGAAUGCUUUCGAAUUAUGGAGAGUUAGUUCACUGGGAUUUUGAGGAUGAAUAUGGCGAAGAUGAGCAGGACGAAGAGGGCACUCAAUCGCUCCCGAUCAGUGGGAGGGAAAUCAAGAAGGUAGUAUACUCAAAUUGGGAGGUUGAUUGA